UAUCAGUGAUUUGAGUUUUGCGUCGCCAUUCAUCGUUCGAUUCUGAAACGUUUACCCUGUAAUACGGUAAAAUGUCCAAUCAGAAAAAGAUCUCCAGUUUCUUUAACACCUCAGGCACAAAAAGGAGAGCAGAAAAUGCCGGAGUAACGACAGAUUCGCCCCAAACCAAGUCCUCCAAGACAGACGAUCAGAGCUCGCCUACGUCGAAUCCGAGACCGGUAUCAAAUCUCUCACCUGAGCAGAGAGAACGCAUGGAAGCCAACCGAAAGGAGGCAGAAAAGAGACUACUUGCCAAUAAAAGUCCUCAAUAUUUUGGAGAGUCUUGGAGAAAUGCUUUAGCGGCAGAGUUUGGCAAGGAAUACUUUAUGAAAGUAAGCGUAUAAAGAUGUGUGGAAUUAAUAGUGAAGCUGAAGCUUUCGAGGCGAUGUUAAAAAUUAGUCAAAAUUGAAUGCUUUACUUUCUUCUUUUUUAAGCUUUGUAAUUUUGUAAAGGAAGAAAGAUCUCGCAAGACUGUCUAUCCCCCAGGUAAGAAAGAAAACAAAGUACUUUACUUGUGGGAGCAGGGGCGGGGGGGGGGGGGAGGGGGAGGGUGAGAUUGGGACUGAUUGCUCAUUGUCCACUGAUUGUACAUGUUAUUCUAUGGUCAUUGAAGAUAAACAUACUGUAUACUAUUUUUCAGUAUGAAGGGGUGUUAAGAGUUGGGGGGUGGGGGUGGGUGGGGAUACUAGCGGGGGACAGAUUUUAAUUUAAGGGAAGCACUAGCAUACUUAAUUAUUUUAACCUCGAGGGAUGGAGCACUUAUUUGAGGUUGGGCAUUAAUUUGAGCAUUUACACGUUAGACACGAAGAAUGUAUGAUUCACCUCUGAAUUUCAAGUUGACUGAUUUCUUCCUGCAAACCUCAGGGCCACAAACGAACAAAGCUGUCACUAUAGGCAGGGGGCCAGGAAUUUCCACAGCUCCUAUGAAUGUAACACCGAGCUCCUACCAUAGGACGCAAGAGCAAAUAGAACCCCCCAAAAAAUCACAUAGUGAAGCAUAGUGUUAAAGCAUGCCGUUUUGGGCCGGUAGGUCUUUACAUCAAGUACUACUAUAAUAAUAAUUAUUAUUUGUGGUCUUGACGAUGACUUGCUAAUAACAAUUGCUUGUUUCUUCAUUGCAGAAAGGGAUGUGUUCACCUGGACUCUGCAGUGUAAUAUAAAACAGGUACCCAAGGCUUGUGCUGCCAGAUUUCUGAUUUGUCAAACUUUUUGUACUUCCCGUACCAUUGCAAAGAAUUACUUCUGCCCCACUGCAGCCUAUUGCUCCUAGAAAUUAUACUCUGUCUUUAUAGUUUUUUUGUUAUCUGUUAAGAAGUCUUGUCUUUGUUGAAGAGGAGCAAAGAUAAUAGGUAGAGGGAGGCCUGAGUAUCAAAGCACCAACCACCCUUUUCAUUCACUUCUUUAUGUAGAUGUUAUUGAAUGUUGUUUCUUGUAUUUCAUUAAGGUUAAAGUUGUGAUUAUUGGCCAAGACCCUUAUCAUGGACCAAGGCAGGCACAUGGUAAUAUUCUUAAUAUAAACACUGUGGUUAAUAAAUAGUGUAAAGUUCAAUUUCCUCACUGAAAUCCCUGUGACAAAGCAGGGCAAGGUAGUGACGAUCAACAUUUUACACUUACUUUCUCAUGUCAUCAUCAUCAUCAUCAUCAUUAUCAUUAUCUCAUCAUCAUAAUUAUCAUCAUCUUUAUUUGUUCAGGAUAUUAGGUCUGGAUCAAGUUUUGGAUCUGUCACUUUUGUUCUCACUUUGUACAUUUAGUACAAUGCAUUUGUACAAAUAAUGUUUCUUUCUUUGUUGUUUUUUUUUAUAACAGGGCUUUGUUUCAGUGUUCCCCCUGGUGUUGCUAUACCACCAAGGUAAGUUGAAGCAUAUACUGUACAGAGGCUUGCUAAAAUUGCAGAUCAAUUCCCCAGAAAUAUAGGUGAAUUUUAAAGUAGACGAAAAAGAGUAACCUCUAAGUUCAAACCUUAGAAAUUUAUGAUUAAUCAAUUUACCAGACUUUAUUCUACAUGUUAGGUUUUUCCUUUUUUCUCUUCUCAAAACUAAUCCUUUCAUGGGUAGAAGUCUAGCAUGCAGUGGGUAGUUUUGUCAGAAGAGGGAAAGCACAUGAUACCAUACCUCUUUGUGUUAAUUUUUUGGCAGGUAAGAGUUUGGUUUGGUCAAGAAAAUAUCAUAGGAUUGGUGUAUGUUGUGUACUGUAGGGUGUACAGUGUAUGCAUAUAAUAGGCAGGUAUACAUGUAGACAUUUGUUUAUGGGCAUCUUUUAAACUAUAGUUUAGUGAACAUCUACAAGGAGCUGACCAAUGACAUUGAAGAUUUCCAAGCACCCAAGCAUGGGUAUCUGAUGGGCUGGGCUAAGCAGGGUAGGUACAGUGAACAGUGCCAUGCAAUACUUACAUGCCAUUAUAGGCAUCAACAAAACCUGGAUUGUAUCAACCACAUAACUCACUGUUCCUUGAAAAGUCCUUGAAAAGUCCGUAGAAAAUGGUUCCAAUUUUUUGUAUGAACCCUGCUUUUAGGGAUAGGGUUACAGGGGUUGAUUUGAUCUGGCUCAAUCCAGGUUUGGCCAAUGGCCUUCCAUUAUAAUAUAAUUAAUUAAUAAAUCAAGAAAUCAUUGAUGCAACAAAUUUUUUUUUUUUUAAUGUCCUCCUCUUUAGGUGUUCUGUUGUUAAAUGCAUGCUUAACAGUUGUUGCUUCACAAGCAAAUUCACAUAAAGACAAGGUACAGUAAAACUAACGUAUUUUUUUCAUUCUAUACCAGUAGUUAAACUAUCUAGUAUAUUCUAACCCAAUAAUUAAACUAUGCAGUUGUAUAUGUUGUGGUUCAAUUUUAUCCUUGGUUGAAAUUUUCUUUUCUUUUGUUUUUGGGUAUGGUAAUGUAUGAUAAUAACAUGAUAAUGAGUUUCAAACAAAAGGAAAGAAAAUUUGAACCAAGGAUAAAAUUGAACCACAACAUAUACAUCAUGUGAUCAAACAGGAUAACCCAAACUUCUGCUAGGUUGGUUAAAAAAUAUAAAAAAGACCCAUGAAAUUCAAUUAAACUAAAAAUCAAUUUACUGAUAUGUCUUCAUUAAUUCAGCCAUUACAUAUAUUUAGGAAAUAUUAUUCUCUGAAGAAUUUCAACAUAAUAUUUUAGGGUUGGGAAAAAUUUACAGAUGCUGUGAUAAGAUGGAUAAAUUCCAACCUCAGCAGUGUGGUGUUCCUGCUUUGGGGUUCAUAUGCUCAGAAGAAAGGCAGCUUUAUUGACAAGGUAUGGGUUAGUUUAAUGCUGCAGCUACCACAAUUGUUCACAUUUACAGUAGUUUUCUUUUGUUGCAGAUGAUUUGGUCACCAAAUUGUCUAGGGAAGAUUAAAAACACAUUGCAUUAACAUUACCCCACACCACAACCAAAUCAACUUAUUAUUGACCUUAAUCAAGGCUGUACUCUAAGAAAAAUUGUGAAAGCUAUGAAAUCCAGGGUGCCCAAAGUGUGAUUUCUAUAACAAAAACUUAGGUUUUCCUAGUCGCCCAAGAGCAAAAUUUUGGUGCCAGGGACCACCAGGCACUGCCCUGCCUUUAAGACAAUUAUAUUUAGGACAAGGUUACAACUUCAGUCAGAAAACCAGACAUUAUUUCAGACAUAUUUCAGACUAUAAUAAUGAUGUCUAUUAUAAAGUUAAACACAGGUUAAAGAGGCUCCCAUACUAGCCAUUUCACUCUGUUAUCCCUGUGGUGCAGAUGGGUGGAUGGACAGAUGUACGCUCAUGUGACUACCAAACUUUCUCAAAUGCACAGAUAACCAAAUUAUCUUACCCAUGGUGCUCCGCUAAGAAUGAAAUCCUUUCAUACCAACUCCCCAAGUGAGAACAUUGCAAAAUAUUUGAUACUUAGAUUACAAUCCAUCAUCCAAUGGGGAACUGGAUUUAAGGUGAGGGGGAAAUGUUACCUUAUUAUUUUCUAGACAUGACAUUACUGUUUGAAUUUUGUUCUAUACAGAAGAAGCACUGUGUAUUAAAAGCUGUCCACCCAUCGCCUUUGUCUGCUCACCGUGGUUUCCUGGGCUGCAAACAUUUUUCCCAAGCAAAUGAAUAUCUAAAGAAAAAUGGGAAGAAACCCAUAGACUGGUGCGAUCUUCCUGCUGAUGAGAAUAAAGUUUGAUUCAUUUGGAGUCUUUCUCCAGGAUUUACAGAUCUUUACACCCCAGGUGAAUCCACAGGUUUGGACAGAAACUUAAGAUAAUAUUAAAGAAAAACUUGAUAGAUGAAAUACUUCAAGUAUAAAGUGUUUGAGUGACAAUGUAUCACACAAUAUCAUAAAUUAAAAACUGGAUGAUAUGAUGAUUUUCUAAAUUUAGUGAAAACAUUAGUUAUAUAAAAAUAUGAUAGAGGCAUCGUCUACAGGUAUCAAACCAGUCUAUCUUUGUUUAAAUUGGAGAAGUUUAAGUUGUAAACGUUGUUGUUUAAAGUACUAACGCAGAACUGUAUUUGGUUCUUUAAAACGUUCUUUUGACAUAAAGAAUUCCCAAGACUGAAGGUUAUUACAAUGAUGGUAGUAGAAAAGUUAACAGUAUCAGGAAAGGAGUCAGUAUAGCCAGUUUUCUCUUGCUCAUGCUGGUUAGGUAUUUACUGUGUUGUAAGAGAUUUCAAUCAACCUUUUGAGCCCCAGUAUCCACAUACCAAUUCUCCAAACUGAUCCCUAUACUUUUCCUUAAAGAACGAGUUAAGAGAAUUUGAUAAAAUAUCAAAACAUUUUCU
Molecule: messenger RNA, 4766 nt
Organism: Porites evermanni
Lineage: Eukaryota; Metazoa; Cnidaria; Anthozoa; Scleractinia; Poritidae
Source: the annotation of a GenBank genome assembly